AAGCCUAACAUAACCCUACUUUAAUGACAAAGUGAUACAGCAAAACGUAAACGCUAAACGCUUUGUCAUUUGUGUUUUAACCGGUGUUAAAAGUCUUCAGUCUUUUUAUUUAAAUCUAAAGAUGUUUAGAAAUCAAUAUGAUAGUGAUGUUACAGUGUGGAGUCCUCAAGGGCGGCUACAUCAAGUUGAAUAUGCUAUGGAAGCUGUAAAUUUGGGAUCUGCAACAGUUGGCCUUAAAAGCAAUGCAUAUGCAGUACUGAUUGCACUUAAAAGGGCUUCUUCGGAACUUUCUGCGUACCAAAAAAAGGUUAUUAACAUUGAUGACCACAUUGGAGUGACUAUAUCAGGAUUAACAGCAGAUGCAAGAAUUUUGAGUCGUUAUAUGAGAACUGAAUGUUUGAACUAUAAAUAUUCGCAUGAUACUUAUUUACCUUUAAAUAGACUUAUAACAACAUUAGGCAACAAGAUGCAAGUAUGUACUCAAAGAUAUGACCGCAGACCAUAUGGUGUAGGGCUUUUGGUAGCUGGUUAUGAUGAUAAAGGAACUCAUAUAUAUCAAACAUGUCCAUCAGCUAAUUAUUAUGACUGUAAAGCAAUGUCUAUUGGCUCACGUUCUCAAAGUGCAAGAACUUAUCUAGAAAAACAUUUAGAUCAAUUUUCUAAUAGUAGCCUUGAAGAAUUAAUUAAACAUGGACUUAGGGCAUUGAGAGAUACGCUACCUCCAGAAGUUGAUUUAUCAACCAAGAAUGUGUCAAUCGGUUAUGUUGGUAAAGAACAGCAGUUCAAAAUUCUAGAUGAAGAAGAAACUGCUCCUUAUUUGCGCCUUAUUGAAGGAGAAGAGCGCAGAGGAGCUACGUCUGAAAAGCCUCAGGGACCCUUAAGAGAUGACCAGGGGGACGAGCCAAGAGAUCCAAUGCCAGAUGUAGCAAUCGAGGCAGCCGAACAUGCAAUGGAUACAGACUAACAACCAGAUGUAUAUUGAAUUUUUGUUCAUCUGGAAUUGAGCAGACUUUCAAUUUAUUAACCUCAUUUGUUUUUCUUAAAUAUGUCAUUGGAAUUGUGCCGUGACUGCUUCAAUGCUAUUAAUACUUGAAGUAGUCACGGCACAGGUAAUUCAAUUAUUGCUACAUUCAAACUAUUUUGUAAGGCUUUUCUUAAGUAAUAAAUAUUAUACUAAU
This is a messenger RNA of Sitophilus oryzae (rice weevil), 1178 nucleotides long. It is a transcript of the gene Prosalpha6, whose product is annotated as proteasome subunit alpha type-1. Gene Ontology annotation, biological process: ubiquitin-dependent protein catabolic process. The coding region runs from base 122 to 964 and encodes 280 amino acids. The transcript is spliced from 4 exons. Gene Ontology annotation, cellular component: nucleus; proteasome core complex, alpha-subunit complex; proteasome core complex. The record is from RefSeq and is a predicted model, not a curated record. Lineage: Eukaryota; Metazoa; Arthropoda; Insecta; Coleoptera; Curculionidae.